AUGUCUGAGCUUGCAGUCGGCCAGACAGUCCAGCUCGCCGAUGGUCGCAUUGGAGUAGUCCGCUAUGUUGGGCAGACCGAGUUCGCAGACGGGGAUUGGGUUGGAGUGGAACUGGACAGCUUCGAUGGUAAAAACGAUGGCAGUGUCCAAGGACAGAGAUACUUCGAGUGCGAACCUUCUAGAGGCAUGUUCCUCCGACCAUCAGCAGCUGUAGUCAUCCAGCAAGCACCAGCACCUGUGCCGAAGGCAAAUGGAGCUGCGGCAAAGAAACCUCCGAGACCGAGCAGUGUAGGAGGACCUGCUGUUGGAAGGAGGUUGAGCACUGUUCCCGAUGCGGGUGCAGGGAAACGGAUGAGUAUGAAUGCUGCAAGUCCAAGUCCAGCGACGAGGUCACGACCAUCCAGCAUGCUACGGUCUCCCACCAAGUCUCCUACCAAACAACUUUCGGCGGCGACCUCGACUGCAUCUACCCCUCGAACUGGAACCCCUUCUAAUGCAAGAAACCCUUCCAUCACGAUGUCGAAACCACGACCCAGCAUAGGAGGUACCCGAACAUCUAUGGGCCCGCCAGCUAGGCCUGCUUCCCAGACACGACCUUCGAUCACAGGUGCUGGGACUCGAUCGACUGCACCACCCUCACGGACAACAAGCGGGCGGACAUCUCUAGCACCAAAGCCAAGGAUACAGACUGGUGAGAGGGUGAAAUCAAUCGGGAGUCAAUUAAGCAGUGCCCAAGCUAGUGAGGGCAGUGGACAAGAUACUGGUGAUGAAGACCGAGGAGCAUCGCCCGUCAAGAGCGACGAGCCGACGUCACCAAAGCCGAUGAGUCCAGUCCUUUCAAGAACAGCAGCAGGAGACCGAUCGCACGCGUCACCCGCUUCCAGUCGGAGUACCGCAUCGCCUGUGGUCCAGCGAGGCACUGGAGGGAGCACAGCUGCGAGCCGGGAGAUCGAGGAUUUAAAGACCAAGCUGCGCCUCAUGGACAAGAAACGGAUGGAGGACAGAGACAAGCUCAAGGCAUUGGAGAAGAUACAAGCCGAAAGGGACAAGUUCGAAGGCAUCAUCCAAAAGCUUCAAACGAAAUACCAGCCACAGCAACAGGAAAUUACAGAUCUACGAAAGCAAUUGAAGGAAGCUCAAACACGAUUCGAAGAAAUUGAGAAUAUCCAGGCCGAACAUGAUAUCGUGGUUGAGAUGGCAACCUUGGACAGAGAAAUGGCCGAGGAGACUGCAGAGGUCUUGAAGACUGAGCUAGAAGCUCUAAAGCAGAAGACCGAGGAGCUGGAGUUAGAGGUAGAAGUGCUACGAGAAGAAAAUGCUGAACUCGGGGGAGAGAUGAGCCCAGAAGAAAAGACUAGUGCUGGGUGGUUGCAACUAGAAAGGAACAACGAGCGAUUGAGAGACGCUUUGAUGCGUUUGCGUGACAUGACCCAGCAGACCGAAUCGGAGCUUCGAGAUGAGAUUAAGAGUCUGGAAGAAGAUGCUCGCGAGCUGGGAUCAGUGAAGGAGCACUACGACGUGGCGAAAGAAAAGCUAGCAUCUUCGGAGGCCGCCAUUGAGGAUCUCCGCCAGCAACUCGACAAUGCCCUCGGAGCUGAAGACAUGAUCGAGGAACUGACCGAGAGGAAUAUGAGCAUGAAUGAGCAAAUUGAGGAACUCAAAGCGACGAUUGAGGACCUUGAAAGCCUCAAGGAGCUAAAUGAUGAACUGGAAAUCAACCAUGUCGAGACUGAGAAGGAGAUGCAAGAAGACAUUGACUUCAAGGACAGCAUUAUAACCGAACAAGCAAGACGAGCUGCCCAGCAAGAAGAGACGAUGGAGGACAUGGAAUACACCCUGUCUCGAUUCAGGGAGCUAGUCACCAAUCUUCAAAGCGACUUGGAAGAUAUGAGGGCAUCACAUGCCAUGACGGAGACAGAGUCGGAGCAGUUGAACAGUCGUUCCCGUGCCAUGAUGGAUUUGAACAUGAAGCUUCAGGUUUCGGCUGCCAAGACACAAGUCAAGACCAUUGACCUGGAACUUCGUCGCUUGGACGCGCAGGAAGCAUCAGAGCAUCUCGCCAUUGUUCAAUUGUUUUUGCCCGAAGCUUUCCAUGGGGACCGAGAUUCUGUUCUAGCUCUUCUGCGAUUCAAACGGGUUGGCUUCAAAGCCAACUUGCUCCACGGUUUCGUCAAAGAGCGAGUGAACGGACAUCCUCCUACUGGGCAUGAGGACGAUUUGUUUGCAGGAUGCGACGUUCUCGACAAGCUGUCAUGGGUCUCUGCUAUGUGUGAUCGCUUCGUCAAUGCCAUCAGCCACUGCACGGCUGAACAAUUCGCCAAGUACGAAGGUGCUCUGUACGAACUUGAGCCGGUUGAGAGAGCCCUUAAUGGAUGGAUCGAUGGCCUCCGACGAGACGAGCUCAGCGAGAAAAGAUGCGCAGACGAGCUUCAGCGUACGAUUGCCCUCAUGUCACAUCUGGCUGAGGUGCAUAUCUCGCCAGGCUUGGCAAGCUAUGCUGAUGAGGUGCACAUGCGGACUUUGGUCAUGCAAAGCCACCUUGAGAAUGCAGCUGCCGCCAUGGUAGCUGCAAGAAUGAUGGUGCAAACUAUUGUUCCCAGUCAAGGUGAUGAGGAUGAAUUGGCCCAACACUUCUCUCGCAAGACAGAAGCGGUGAUCAGCCAUACAAGAAGUGCAAAGGUUGUCAUCGGUAAGGCCGUCAGAGCCCUCGAAGAUCUCAAGACUCGAUCGCUUUCUCUCACCCCGGACACCCUUCAGACAUUUGAGCAGUGUGAGACAGCUACGGAAGAGCUUGCCAACUUUUCUCGUCAUAUCGGUGACGAUCUUUACACUCUUCUCCACGAAGAAGGUAGAACUGAGCCAUUUACCUACCUCGAAGUUCAAAGCACUGUUCAUCGAACUACGUCUAAUUUGUUCUCCUCAAGCGAGUCUGAUCUUUUCUCUACUUAUUCAAACAAGCUACGCACUUUGACGGCCUCAUUAAUGGAUCUGGCUGCUCUUGCAUCUGAUCUUGAAAUGACUCAGGAAUUCGAACGCGCAGCAGCUCCAUGGGUCACCAGAUCGGGAGAACUUAAAUCGUCGAAGAUCGUGCCCGUUGACGCAGAAGAAGAAAUGCGCCGUCUCAAGGAUGAUAACCAUGAACGCGCCAGGCUCAUUGCAAUGAAGGAUCAGACGCUUGAGGAGGCCUCGGUCAAGAUUGAACUUUUGGAGAGUCGUAUGAGGGAUGCGACAAAGAAGAAUGAGAAGAUCUCUGAGCUCGAGAGGAAGAUUGAAGAUGCUAAGAAGCGUGAGGCUGAAUUGACAGAAUCAAUCGAGUCGCAGAACAAGGAACUUACUUCUAUUGAAGCUGACCGAGAGAACUGGAAGAAGGUAGCCGAGGAUGCAAAGGCUCUUGGUGUCGUCGCGCCCGGUACAAAGGCUGGCCAAGAACAGGCUGUGGCAACAGCUCGCGAAAUGGAGGCUCUCAAGACAGAGAUCGCCAGUCUCCAAGCGGCUGUCCGAUACUUGCGAGAAGAUAGCCGACGAGCCCGUCUCACCCAGUCGCAACACUUGGACUGGUUAGAUGCACCUUUGAUCAAGCCCAAGAGUAAGGAGGAGCAGCGGAAGGGUCUCGUUUUAGCAGAAGGGCAAGAUGUUCUCAACGAACUUCUUAAUCUUACCUCGACUGCCAAAGUCUACGAUCUCAGCGCUAUGCCCAAGAAUCGACUUGCAUGGCGUCCAGCAAAGGCCACACCACAGUACCACGUUGCCAAGCAGAGAGAGAACUACGAAGCCUGGAGUAGCUGGAAAGACGGCGUUGUCAAAAAGGCUCGCGUUCUGGAAGAGCGGGAUGCGAAUCGUGCAAUGGAGAAGAGGCUCAGAGGAGGAUUAGCUGCACGAGUUCUACUUAAUUUGCCAGAUCUGGAAGGUAAAGGCGUUCGUCCAGGGGGCGAGGUCGAAAUUGUUAAUCCGGAUGAUUUCGAAGGGGUCAGGGGCAGGCUUGGAUUCGUGUGA
Cadophora gregata is the source of this 3993-nucleotide messenger RNA. RefSeq lists its product as uncharacterized. The transcript has 3 exons. Gene Ontology annotation, biological process: nuclear migration involved in conjugation with cellular fusion; establishment of mitotic spindle orientation. NCBI's taxonomy places the organism in Eukaryota, Fungi, Ascomycota, Leotiomycetes, Helotiales, Ploettnerulaceae. The coding region runs from base 1 to 3993 and encodes 1330 amino acids. Gene Ontology annotation, cellular component: microtubule associated complex; cell tip; spindle. The record is from RefSeq and is a predicted model, not a curated record.